Stegastes partitus (bicolor damselfish) is the source of this 1809-nucleotide messenger RNA. It is a transcript of the gene clta, whose product is annotated as clathrin, light chain A. The transcript has 5 exons. The coding region runs from base 108 to 716 and encodes 202 amino acids. Gene Ontology annotation, cellular component: clathrin coat of coated pit; synaptic vesicle membrane; plasma membrane. Lineage: Eukaryota; Metazoa; Chordata; Actinopteri; Pomacentridae. The record is from RefSeq and is a predicted model, not a curated record. Gene Ontology annotation, molecular function: structural molecule activity; clathrin heavy chain binding. Gene Ontology annotation, biological process: clathrin-dependent endocytosis; intracellular protein transport.
UUUUUUUUUCUUUUCUUUUUUUCUCUCGUCCUUCUUCCCGUUGAGCCGCUCGGUUUCGGUGGACUGCUACACCUGCUCGCCGUUUCUCAUCUUUAUCCUCCCACAACAUGGAUGAUUUUGACAUGCUGAACGCGCCCGCCGCUGGAAACGGCGUGGGCUCGGAAGAGGACCCCGCUGCCGCCUUUUUGGCCCAGCAAGAGAGCGAAAUAGCGGGCAUUGAAAACGACGAAGGCUUCAGCAUCCUGGACAGCGGAGAGGUCCCGUCGUCGCUGGGAGACUCCAACGAUGGCACCGUCAAUGGAGAACUUCAUGGGGAAAGCAACGGCCCGUCAGAUGCCUAUGCAGCAAUUUCCAAUGCAGACCGACUGCAGGCCGAACCUGAAAGUCUACGCAAGUGGAGAGAGGAGCAAAGAGAGAGGCUGGAAUUGCUAGAUGCAAACUCUCGUAAGCAGGAGUCGGAGUGGAAAGAGAAGGCCAAGGUGGAGCUGGAGGAGUGGCAUGCCAGGCAAAACGAGCAGCUGGAGAAAACCAAAACCAAUAACAGGGCGGCUGAGGAAGCCAUGAUUUCAGAUCUGGAUGAGAACAACCCCGGCACCGAGUGGGAGCGGGUGGCUCGGCUCUGCGACUUCAACCCCAAGUCCAGCAAGCAGGCCAAAGACGUGUCCCGCAUGCGCUCCGUCCUCAUCUCCCUCAAGCAGGCCCCGCUAGUCCGCUAGACAUGCAAGGCUGUUCAGGGCGUCAUUCCAUAUCAUCCUUUUUCCGCCACACACCGACCUACCCAACUACUGAUGUCCCACCAUUUGUAUUCAGACAACAAGGGCUGACAACCCUGUAUGUCCACAUCUAUUCGCCAUGCACAGCCCUGUUAUUGCCCCAGUGCAAGGAUAUAGCCAGUGGUCCCACCCCCCCCUCUUCUAUCUCCUCCUGGCAGGGCUGUAGAGAUUAGCCUUGAUGUACCUGCUCACCGUUUUCUGCCCCCUGAAAGGUUUGUACCUGUGUGCACCUCUUCCACAGACCAAUUAAGACCUUACAAUAUAUUGCCUUUGUUGUGAAACAAAUUGAGAUUAGGGGCCAGUUAGAUCCACACCAGGUCUCAUGGUCUGUGGUCUUGAGUAACACUGAUGUAAGGGUGGUGAGUCGGGACACUAAAAGGGAAGGGUUGAUGUUUGUUUGGGCCGACGGCUACACUACAACCUGCUUGGCAUGGCCCCCAAACAAUAUCAUUCCCAUGAUGCUGUGCUGUAACCUGUCACUCUUAUGAAUCCUUCUAUGACUGUUGAGGGUUGAUAUUAAGUGGUUUUAUUCACCUCUUGCCCUUCGACGCAUCGCCUCAUGUUUUCCCAUCCUUACAAAAAAAAAAAAAGCAGUAUCAUCAGAUUUUUUUUUCUUGAUUGUUGUUUUUUUUCAAGGACCAAACUCUAAAGACAAAACUCCAAAUUCAAUGUGUGUACUUUGAACUGUGUGUGUAGAGCCUGCUUGUGGCAUAUUGUGUUGGAUUUUCCAAUCUAUGCAUUUUCUUUUGAAAAGCCUCUCCCCCUCUCCAGUCAGGAACUGAACAAAGUCCAGUCAUUACAAUACAUGUGACCUGUUUGUAUGUGUGUGUUUCAACCUCAACAGUGCGUGUAUGUACUCUAUGCGUGUACCUAUGUACAUAUACAGAAGGCAAUAUAUAUACAGUAUAUAAAACAUUUAUGUCACUGAAAUUAGACAGUCGUGGUUUUAAAGAGAACUAGAUACUAGCCAGCUGUUGCUUGACCAUGUGUGUUCAUUGUCCAUUUGAUUUCAAUAUCAGUAAAAAGUCAAUGAAAA